Molecule: messenger RNA, 261 nt
Organism: Penicillium expansum
Lineage: Eukaryota; Fungi; Ascomycota; Eurotiomycetes; Eurotiales; Aspergillaceae
Exons: 1
Coding region: 1-261 (86 amino acids)
Source: RefSeq, a predicted model, not a curated record
AUGCGAAUGACCAAGUGCAUCAUAUUGUUGGCCACCUGUGCCACCAUAGCCUUCUCUGUUACUGUUCACGAUUCCGCUGCCACCGAUGGGCGCAACAGCCUCGGUGGUGUCAUGUCGAUCCAGGCUCACGAGCUCCCUGAAGGUAUUAGCCUCUCCGAUCUUCGCAAAUGUGUUGAGAAUCCCUUCGGCCGUGAGCUUUAUUUAGACGAAGCCUCUUUAGCUCCCUUCGACAAUGAAAACAAAAAGUUCAAAUCAGAUUGA